Messenger RNA from Westerdykella ornata, 243 nucleotides. RefSeq lists its product as uncharacterized. The transcript has a single exon. The coding region runs from base 1 to 243 and encodes 80 amino acids. Lineage: Eukaryota; Fungi; Ascomycota; Dothideomycetes; Pleosporales; Sporormiaceae. The record is from RefSeq and is a predicted model, not a curated record.
AUGAUAAUCACGCGUGGAGUCUCCUUGACGAAUUUCCUCGUGGCCUCAUCUGCGCUAGGGUUCCAGGUGUUUGUUUUAUAUCCAUGGCAUCUGCGGCUAGACGAUGAUUUUGAAGCUUUGAAGAAGGAACAUUUUCGGGUCUUGCGCACCGUUGAGGGUGCCCUACAGGGUACGCGCAGCGACGAACAAUGGAAGAGUAUUCGAGAGCAGCUCGGCGAGCUACGUGAGAAAAAGUCGAUCUAA